CCCCUGUUUAUAUCAAAGCAGAAGGAGCCUGCCUGCUGUAGUGAGCAGGAGACCCUCGAUGUAAAGCCUUCGGUGGAAGACGACGCAGUUGACUAGUGUCGCGUCUGACUUAUUUACUCGCUUAGCACUGAUAACAUCGGGGAAAACAACAACAAUAAUAUCCUGCGAAAAAUAAGAGUUGCAGCACUUUAUCAUAAUGAAGCUUAUGAUUCUUGUUUUUCUUGCGGUUUCUUUCCUCGGAGAUAUCUCAUCUGUGCCUAUCGAGAAAGAAAGAAAGAAGGAGGAUUUGGUCACUCGUUGCAUUGCCGAAGUAAUUUCCAACGCACUUUCAAAACCAAACGCUGCUCCUGUCGAUCCAGAAUGCAAAGAAAUUAUUAAAACGGGUUCAAAACAUGAAAUAGCAGAAAAGAAAAGCAAUGAAGAGGUUGUUCAUUUUGAUGGGUUCCAUAGUCCAGAGCCUGAAGAGCACUUGCAAACACACCAAGAAGAAAUCAAAGAAGUAGAACCUGAGGAAAAAAGGAGCCUCCAUGAGGAAAACCACAAGGAAAAGAACUAUGUAACAGGAGACAAAAGAAGUGAGGAAAUAGUCAGGAGACAGGAGGAAAACAAGCAUCACAAUUUCGAGGACAAAAGGCACAUUUCAGAGAGUGGAGAAGAAAAUGAUGAUGAAUUUUCCAAACGCAGCCACCACAGUUGGCUAGCAGACAAAAAGCACAGAAGUGAGGAGGAUUCUCAAGGAUUGAGUGAGGAAGACAGUAAAAGCUCUCACUACAUGCCGAGUCAAAGGAGUGAUGAGGAAUAUGAGGAUGAAAGUGCCCAUGAGGCCCACCACCUGAAAAGAUCAGAGGAGACAGAAGACAGUGAAGAGAGGGAAAAGCGCCGAUAUGGAGGCCACAAGCAUUACCACAGAAAGCACAAAAAGAACAGUGAUUCCUCCAGUGAAAGAACAAGUGAAGAGUUAGAGGAUGAGGAGUUUCACUCAGAGGAGAAAAGGCAUUAUACAGGGGACGAACACAAGCAUUACGAAGAGGAGAAGAGGGAUUUAAGGGGUGAUGAACACUGGGAAGACCGAAGACAUGACUAUGCAGAAAGUACACAACAUGUGACAGAGAAAAGGCAUCACUGGGGAGACAAUGAAGAGAAGAAGCACAACAGUGAGGAGAAGAGGCAGUCCUUAGAAGAAAGUGAGGAGCAGGAGGAGAAACGCCAUCAUGGGGCAAAGAGACACCACUCAGAGGAGGUUAAAAGAUAUCAUAUUGAAGAUAAGAGACCCAUGUGGGAUGAUAGUGAAGAAGAGGUAGAUAAACACCACCAUGAAGAAAAGAGACACCAUUACAAAGAUAGCCAAGAGAGCAAAAGAUACCAUAGCUUUGACAGAAAGCACAGUGGGGAGCAGGAGGAAGAUAAACAUCACUCUAAAUAUAAGAGAUACCAUUCAGAAGAAGUGGGAGUAGAGGAAGAGGAAGAGGAAGAGAAGAGACACCACAGCACUGAGAAAAGACACUUUUUGGAGGAACCAGAAAGAAAUAAGAAAUACUUGGAAGAAAAAAGACACAGUAUAGAAGAGAGUGAGGAAAAUGAAAAAAUACACCAUGGAAACAAGAGAGGAUACUUCAAAGACAGCAGAGAAGAUAAAAAGCACCAUGGGAAAAGACAGUCGUCUGAAGAAAGUGAAGAAGAAACACAUCACAGACAAGCCAACAACCCCUAUGCAGAGGAACGAGACAAGGAGGAGAAAAGACAUCUCAAAGAAAAGCCUUUUUUAGACACUGAGGAAAAAUGGCAUAGUGCAGAAGCAAAGAAAAAUGCUGAAGAUUUUGAAGAUGAGGAAAAACGUUACCUUUCAGAAGAAAGUGAAGAGGAAGAGGAACCACAAGGUAGAGAAGAAAAGAGGCACCAUUAUGAGGACAGCAAAGAAGAAGAAUUUAAAAGGCACAAUCUUGAAGAGGAUAAGGAGCUGAAAGAGUGGCGUCAACCAUCUGAAAAGAGACAUUACAUGGAAGAGACAGAGAAAAGGCAUCACAGUGAGUAUAAAAGACCCCAAAGUGAAGAUGAGGAAGAAGACAAAAAAGAACAAACUUUAAGAUUUCUUGAGGAGCAGAAACGAAACCAAGAAGAGCAACAGCUUGUGAGCGAGGAAGAAGACAGGUUUGAGAAAAGGUCUCCUUGGGAGUACCGUGGAUACUAUCACCCAGCAUGGUGGAAGAGAAGUUAUGAGAAAAGAAAUGGCCUGAGAGAGGACAGCCUUGAAAAUGAAGAAGAAAAACGACAUCUGGUAGAGAGGCGUCAGUACCCAGGAACUGAAGAAGAUUGGUGGGACAAGAGGCAAGCAGACAUGGACUAUGGACAUCAGGUUUAUGAGGAGAAAAUGAAUUAUGCCUUUCCUCAUCACUUCAAGGAGAAAAGGCCCUAUCCAAGUCAUAGGAUGGAUGAACUAGCCAAGUUACUGAACUACAAAAAAGCAGGAGAACUUCCUGAGCUUUCUGAGGCUGAGGAAAAGAAGAGAAGCCUUCAUCAAAGACCUCUCACCCCAGAAGAGGAGAAGGAGCUUGAGAACUUGGCAGCAAUGGAUCUGGAGCUGCAGAAAAUUGCAGAGAAGCUGCAUGAAAACCGAAGAGGCUAAGAUGAGAAAGCAGAAGAGAGCUCCUGUCAACCUGUGUACUGCUGAACAUGAACUAGUGCUGGUUAAAAAUUACUUAUUAACCUGCAGUGUUAUUGUAAUUUCCACUUAAGUGAAGAAAUGUUGCUUAAUUCAAAGAAGCCUUUAUAAUCCACUUCAAUAGUGAUUCAAAUACACUGUUGGAGCUAUUUGUAUUGUGCGGUUUUUAUGUUAUUUCAAGAUAACUGGCAUGGGAAUUGUUUAGAACAAAAUAGAUACAUUUGACCAAACUGUGUACUAUAUAUAUAUUAUCAUUGUUCUGAAAUGACAUUACUGUUUCUGUUCUUGAGGUAUGUUUUUUUUGCAUACAAUAAAAUCCAACUUUCUGGGACCAAAUGAA
Messenger RNA from Lepisosteus oculatus (spotted gar), 2999 nucleotides. It is a transcript of the gene chgb, whose product is annotated as chromogranin B. Gene Ontology annotation, cellular component: secretory granule. NCBI's taxonomy places the organism in Eukaryota, Metazoa, Chordata, Actinopteri, Semionotiformes, Lepisosteidae. The record is from RefSeq and is a predicted model, not a curated record.